This is a messenger RNA of Zootermopsis nevadensis, 2966 nucleotides long. It is a transcript of the gene Bem46, whose product is annotated as abhydrolase domain containing 13-like protein Bem46. Lineage: Eukaryota; Metazoa; Arthropoda; Insecta; Blattodea; Termopsidae. Gene Ontology annotation, molecular function: palmitoyl-(protein) hydrolase activity. Gene Ontology annotation, cellular component: membrane. The record is from RefSeq and is a predicted model, not a curated record.
UAUGCAGUGAACAUAUGUGAGCCGUGGAGGUUGGGUUUUGAGUGUGAAGUAGGAGCAGUGUCCGAAAAUAAUUUUAUAAUGAAAAUCAGUUUUGAUGUAAAAUUCUCUAGAGAAUCUCAGUUUCAGCAUCAGCGAUAUUGUCGUGUUCUUAAAAAUGCCGUUUAAUUGAGGAAACUGUGCUGCUAAUAUGUCAAGCCCAGAAAUUUUGUCUGAAGUAAAAGCUGGAGAGGAUCUGUUAAACAACACAUUUCUGACUGGAGGUCCGGGGAUGGGGUUAAAUUUAAGAGUCCAUAGAGUGUUGCACAUUGUUGCUGGGAUCGUAAUGAGGUGUUGGGCUCUAGCAGGUGCAGCAGUUCUUGCUUGUUUACUACUUUACUGGGCUUACGGUGGUAUUUUGGCAUUUCUGCUGCUUUGUUUUGCCACGACAGGUAUUUUAUAUCAUACAGAGGACAACCUUCUUUACCACCCUGAAAUGCCAGCACAUUCAAGAGUCUUUGUUCCAGUCCCUUCAUUGUUUGGGCUCCCGUAUGAAAAUGUUUUUGUUCGAAGUGCAGAUGGAACAUUACUUCAUCUUUUUUUCAUUCGCCAACCAGGUGACCAGGCAGCUGAAGCACCAACAAUUCUUUACUUGCAUGGCAAUGCUGGGAAUAUGGGUCACAGGUUGCAAAAUGUCCUUGGCUUUUAUCAGUAUCUUCAGUGCAAUAUUCUUAUGUUGGAGUACCGUGGUUAUGGACUGUCGCAAGGUUCACCUAGUGAAGAAGGCCUCUAUAUGGAUGCAAGGACAGCUUUAGACUUUCUGUCUUUGAGACAUGAUGUAAAUCAUAAGGAAAUUAUUGUUUUUGGAAGAUCUCUGGGUGGUGCUGUUGCAAUUGAUGUGGCAGCUCGGCCGGAGUAUGCUUCAAGAAUUUGGUGUCUCAUUUUAGAGAAUACGUUCACUAGUAUUCCUGAUAUGGCAAAAGUGUUGAUUGGUUGGCGAGUUUUGCAGUAUUUGCCUCUUUGUUUCUACAAGAACAAGUUUUUGUCAGUGUGGAAGAUGGCACACCUGGCUGUACCUACAGUGUUUGUGUCCGGCCUGGCCGACACAUUGGUGCCCCCACGCAUGAUGGUAGAGUUACACCAGCGAUGCGGCAGCCAUCAUAAACAGCUGGUGCAGUUUGAUUCAGGAACACACAACGAAACAUGGACUAACCCAGGUUAUUACCAGUCACUAGCUACCUUUCUUCAAGAUGCACGUAUUAGACAUACAAUACCUCCUUCCACACUUGCACUGAAACCCAUGUGACAGGCUGUCUCCUGGUAGACUUCACAUGCAAAAGAUUACAUCUUCUCUGGUAUUAUUUUACUUUCAUAGACAUCCGAGUUCAGAGGUGUACAUGCAAUAGUUACGAACAAUAUAGUGAUCUGAAAUUCCUCUAUUGGUUAAAAGUGAAUAUAUCCUUGGUAUAAGUUAAAAGCAGCAUAAGAAUUCAGCAUCAGUAUCACUAAUUUGGAAUCUCUGCCAUGUGAGGUUGAAGGCUUCUGUAAACACUUCAAGAUAUUACAUCAUAUUGACUGGAGUGAUCGUUCAACAUUUUUUAAUUUUAUGCAAGAAAACUUGGUAAUACACUAAGCUAGUCAGUCAGAGCUCCAGGAAACUCGUCUUUAAUGUGAUUAUGUCAUUUCUUGAUGUUCCUGAUUGCACUGAACACAUAAGGCUGAAAUGUAAAACCAGUCAUUUUCAGUGGUUGUGAAAUCAGAUGUCCAUAAUACAUUUAAAAUAUUCAGCACCCAAUUCUGUCCAACUGUACUACAAUAAUUAAAUAUUACAAAAUGAAAUCCAUCCUAUGAAACUUUAGUUUAAAAUAUGUAGCAGUGGUUUUGCUGUCAUGUUUGCUGUUGAUCUCAUAAAAUCCUAUUUCAGUAAAAUAAGAAAACAUAUCUACCAGUUGAUUUGACAUGGAUAAAACUGGCAUAUCAAUCAAAACAUUCCGGCCAUGUUUCAGAAUUGUUAAUGGUGUACGAACUCUGGAAGAAUUGAUGUAUAUGUUGCUUUUUAUAUAAGCACUGCAUUAUGUAAUGGAAAAAUAUUUUUAGCUACUUUUUAGCUGAUCCUUUGCUUAAAUAUUAAUGUAGUGCAUGAAAAAUUAGCUCUGUUGUUGGUAAGGAUGAAGCAGUGAUUGGCGUUUCUUGAAAUACUGCUUUCAUUUCUGGUGACUAAAAUUACAUAUUCUGGGUUUGCAGAGUAAUGAAUGAAUGAUACAGAUUAUUUUGGGAGAGUUUUUUAAAGCUAAAUGUUAAUCAGUGUUUCAAAGUGAUAUAAUGAAAUGACUAUGUGAAUAAGCAAGCAAAAAAAAAAGUCUUAUUGUUGAUGACUUGAUUCAAUUUGAUUGCAGCUUUAAAAAUGUAGACAAUACUCAUUAUUCCAUUGUGCCUCUUGGAAUUUGCACCAAAAUAUAAAUUCUGCAUUACAUGAAUACUGGUAUUGUAUCAGACAUUAUUCAUUGUCUAAAGUAAAUUUGAUAUACAUGCUUUGGGAGUAGAUUCUACUCCCAUCUUCAGGUGGUGUUUUUUUUUUUCAGACAUACAUGUCACUUUCCCUAUAUAAGUGGCAACAGUUGGGAUAAAGCCUUGAACAUUAAGAAUAUUAGGUUAGUACGUAAAUCACUACAGAGCUGUAAUAGCAAAUAUACAAUACCUCAGACAACAGACAAUGUCCACGUAAAAUAAGUUCAUGUAAUGGAUAGAACAUUAUCAUGUACGUUUUAGAGAAUUAUAACUUCUGUACAUUUUCAGCCUAGUUGUGGAAAAAUCCACAUAUUUAUUACAAAUUAUAAUUUCUUAAUGUGCUUUGCUCACUGGUUGAUUAUUUCUUGAUUGUAAUAGCUCAAAAACCAUUGUUAUUUAAGAAGCCAGAAUGGUUCCUAAAUAUAUGUGGAAUCAUGCUCACUUCACACAAUUCAAUAAAUGUCUGCUGCUACAGAAAUGUA